Molecule: messenger RNA, 2398 nt
Organism: Tuber aestivum (summer truffle)
Lineage: Eukaryota; Fungi; Ascomycota; Pezizomycetes; Pezizales; Tuberaceae
Source: the annotation of a GenBank genome assembly
AACAGAUGAGCAAACGAAAACACGUCUCCCCAAACAACCUUCAAGUUACCCCAAGCGAAAUGUCACCACCACCACCUCGUAAAUCAUCCCCUCUGCCUUUCUUCAAGCAAAUAACGUACCAACUCCCGCAUGCGCACACCCACACAUCCAAAUUCUACCCGCGCCCACUCGCUUCGCGCCCAACUUCGCAUUCAGAGAUACUGGUUGUUGGCCAUGAGUCCGGAAUCAAGAUCUUGUGGCGCGCGCCGCCGAAACUAGAGGAGGAUGGAGACGAGGCGAUGGCUUUAGACGAUCACCAGCAGCAGUCUGGAGAGGCGCAGGAUGAGCUUGAGGAAGGAGCGUUUGCUUGUGAAUACACAAUUCACCUGGGCACUUCCGUGAACUCCAUUUCUUUCCCACCGGCCUCGAUCUUGCCUACCGAAGGGCCAACUGAGGACAUCGACGAUCGGGAGAAUGAGCUUGAGUUUAUUGCGGAAAAGCUAUUAUACAGGAAUAUGCUGAUUGUAGCGGCCUGCGGUGACCGUACGAUUCGUCUUAUUACGCUGCCACUCGCGCCCCCUUCCUCUUCUUACGAGAGACGCGAGCAUAUUGUUGUUUUAGGUGGUGGGGUAUCUGGCCACCGUGAGCCUGCCGAAUGUGUGUCCUUGUCUGUUCUCCCAACGCCUUCCGAUGAAUUUAACUUCGCCCACCCGGACUCUGAUGAUGUAUCUUACGAUUCGCGGCUCUCGGAUAAGCCUGGUGGCUACGAUGUUGUCAUCGCUUCUUCAUCAGUAGACACCAGUGGUGUUCUUCUGCUCUGGCGCAUAUCCGUUCUUCCUCCGGUACGCGGCUCUCUGGCCCCCGUUAGCUUUAGGCCGACAUCACGACCGACUACGAUGUUCUUACAAUCGCCAAUUACUUCCCUUGCUUUCAGCACUUCAGCACACUCACUACUUCGCAAACAUCACUUACUUCUCUCGGACCGGAAAGGCGCUGUUAGGAUCCUGGAUACAAGGACCAAGACAUGGCUAUGUAGCUUUUACACACAAUAUUCCCAGGUUACCGAGCGACGGAAAAAGGUUCUAGGGGCGGAGUGGUGCACUGGAGGACGGAGUGUGGUGGUGCUCUGUGAGGACGGUGAAUGGGGGAUCUGGGACUUGGAAGGCGUAUUAUCUGGUGGACAGGAGACCGGUUCCGUCGUCACAGGCUUCAUUGUCGGAGGUAUGGUCGGAGAGACCUGGUAUAAUAACAACAAAAAAUCAGGUCACGGAAAUCACGACGAGAGCGUCAGCGAGGUUAGCGGCCGCAGUCCCUCUCUCAGAGCUUCGUCUGUCGCCUCGGGGGGUGCAAGCAUAACUAGCCGACGUCGCUGCAGCGGAUCCCUAAAGCCUGAGGAGAGGAUUGGCCUGAAGGGACUAUUAUGUGUCGCGCCAGUUGGCGCAAGUAACUUCUUCUCAAAUCAAGCUACGCUUGUUAAGGGCAGGUCUACAACGACAAUGGGAAGUCUUCAGAUCUACGACGAGAUCGUCACGAUGGUUUUCGGCAGUGUAAUCCUGAUUCUCCCCUCCUUGAAGAAAUUCUGGAAAGCCGAGGAAGUCAAGAUAAAGAAGCGGGCCGCGCAAAAUGUGAGCGCUGGAUCAGGCAGUUUUAAUAGUAUCGCAUGGAGCGGUGAGGAUGGAAAGGUUGAUAAGGAGUUUUUGGUUCUUGAAGGCUGGGAUACUAGGGGUGCUGAGGUCGGGGACUUGAGUGUGGUUACUGGGGAUGCAGAGCACAACAGGACUGCCCGGGUGCUCCUGGCGACUAGUUGCCGUCUCGUCCUUCUCGAUGUCGGGGAAUCCGGAAAUGGCAAGACGGAUGAGCAAUUGGAUGCGACUGCUAAACCUACUGAGGCCGGAGCUAAAAUUGCCGAGGGGAUGAAUCCAACCAGGAGAGGUGUUGUUGGCGGAAAGGGGAAGAGGAAAGUGGGAUUUAUGCAGGAGUCCCCGGCAUAAAGCUGUUGGCUGUAUUUCUUUCCUCUUGCUUGUGUUAUAUACUUGUUUCGGGUAUCAAGGGUUGUGCUUAGGUCUCAUCAAUUCUGCAAUGUAGUUUAGCGGCAUGUAUUCCGAAUGGUGGGCUUUCUCUGUCUUGUCCGGAGGCGAACAGUUCUCAGUAUCGUGGCAUGCUUGAGUAAAUUUCCGUUAUCCCUGUAACCCUGUGUAGGCUCUGAGAACUGUGAAAUGUCUUCCAUGAUAGGGGUCGAACCCGGGUGUUUGUAAGCAGAUGCUCGGGUGGGCGAUGGGUUCUGGCUAGAAAAAGUGUUCUAUGCAGGCUAUAAUGAUUGUAUGAUACAAGUAAGAAGAAUCUUAUAAGCGACUCCACUAUAGAUUGCCUGACUUAGUUCAGAGUUCUCGGCAAAUACACAAUUGUACUCGAGUAGAUA